This is a messenger RNA of Perca flavescens (yellow perch), 602 nucleotides long. RefSeq names its product troponin T, slow skeletal muscle. The coding region runs from base 16 to 594 and encodes 192 amino acids. The record is from RefSeq and is a predicted model, not a curated record. Gene Ontology annotation, molecular function: tropomyosin binding; troponin T binding. Gene Ontology annotation, cellular component: troponin complex. NCBI's taxonomy places the organism in Eukaryota, Metazoa, Chordata, Actinopteri, Perciformes, Percidae. Gene Ontology annotation, biological process: sarcomere organization; slow-twitch skeletal muscle fiber contraction; regulation of muscle contraction. The transcript is spliced from 7 exons.
AUCCAUAGGAAGAGGAUGGAGAAAGACCUUCUGGAGCUGCAGACUCUAAUCGAUGUCCACUUUGAGCAGAGGAAGAAAGAGGAAGAGGAGCUGAUUGGACUCAAAGACAGGAUUGAGAGCCGCCGGGCAGAAAGAGCCGAGCAGCAGCGUGUGAGGGCUGAAAAAGAGCGUCACAGACAGACACGGAUUGCGGAGGAGAGACAGAGGAAAGAGGACGAAGAGGCGAAGAAGAGGGCCGAUGAAGAGGCCAAGAAGAAGAAAGUGCUUUCCAACAUGGGGGCUCACUUCGGAGGAUUCCUGGCCAAGGCAGAGCAGAGACGAGGCAAAAAGCAAACUGCGAGGGAAAUCAAGAAGACGACUCUGGCAGAAAGACGCAAGCCACUGGCUGUUGAGACCCUGAGAGAGGACGACCUGAGAGAGAGAGCCAAUGAGAUGUGGGAAUGUAUCUACCAGCUUGAGUCUGAGAAAUUUGACCUGACUGAGAAGACGAGGAGGCAGAAGUAUGAGAUCAACGUACUCCUGAACAGAAUCCAAAAUGCUCAGAAAUUCAAAAAGGUCCAUGGUAAGGGGAAGGUCGGAGGACGCUGGAAGUGAACUCACAC